Messenger RNA from Vigna angularis (adzuki bean), 1437 nucleotides. RefSeq lists its product as uncharacterized. The transcript has a single exon. Bases 679 to 1299 code for a protein of 206 amino acids. The record is from RefSeq and is a predicted model, not a curated record. Lineage: Eukaryota; Viridiplantae; Streptophyta; Magnoliopsida; Fabales; Fabaceae.
UAAGAUGGGUAAUUAUUGGAAAGGUUUUGGUGUAGGUGAUGGUGAGAAAACAUUAGAGAAAUUAUUGCACGUUUUGUAUUGGGUUGGGAGUGGUGAGUGAGCAAAAUAAUAAGAUAUUAUGAAUGCGUAUCCCAUAACUCUAUGAGUAUUGUUUCCUUUGUAAGUUAAAAAAAUGAGGAAGCAUAAAGGGGACAAGUGGUGGCUCCACCUAUAUCAUAGUAGCACUCAGAUCCCAUUAUCAAAAUAAACUUCCUUAGCAUUCAGAUCUCACAACCAGAAAAACCAGAUGCAAUUGCAAGCUGGAAUCAUUAGUCUCUUCCAGAGUUUAAUCAGACAGACAAAACCUAAUUUUCUGCUAAAUUCCAAAGAAAAACCAAUAUACAAUUCCAGACUGGUCCUGUCUCUUCCAUCAGCCUUCUUCUUUUGCAAUCAUUUGUCUUCUUCUUCCUUCUGCAUUUCUUUUCUUUAGUCCCAGUAAAAGUCACACAAAAACUUACAUAUUUGACAACCUCAAACUCUCACACCUCACUGUGUCUCUGAUUGCAACGCCCAAAGACCUAGCCAAAACCAUUUGCUUUGACAUUUUCCAACUCUCUCUCUCUCUCUCUCUCUCUCUCUCUCUCUCUCUCUCUCUCUCUCUCUCUCUGAUUUGUUCUAUAAAACUAUCAAUAUAUUAAUAUGGGCAAUGAAAACCAUCAGCAGCAUCAGUUUUACUAUCAGAAAAGCACAUUCCUUCCAAUGCUCUGUUCACGACCUACCAUCAAAGACGUCACCAUGCCACGGUUCAGAGACCCUUCUGCUCCCUCCGCCAACGACCCUUUAUCCCCAAGAAUCAGUUGCAUGGGUCAGGUCAAGAGAAACAACAAAAUAGCUGGCAUCCCUCCCUCUCACAGACUUUAUUUCUCAAACAAAACUAACACAUCCUCCCCAUCUCUCAAAUACUCCAAACUCAGAAGACUCUUCUCGGGGAAAAACUUCAUCGUUACCACCCCCAAAACCACCACUGCCGCCGCCGCCGCCGCCAUCCCAAGCUGCAGAUCAAGGCAACAGCUUUCGGAUAAGCCCAGAAACCAAAAGUUUCUCAGGAGUGAGAACAACAACAAUGUUGUUUGCAUGAUGAGCAUUGAAGACAUGGAUCCUCCUUUGCCUGUGGUGAAAAGAGUUCCCAAGUUGGAGGAAGGAAAAGAAUUGGAUAGUCUCUGGAAAAGGAGAUCGGGUACGGCUAGACCUGCACUCAAAAGUUUACAGCUUCAACAGAUUCACCAUCCGAGGAUUUUUCAUCAACCUCCAACCGUUUGAUAAUCAAAUCCACAGAUCCAAUCCUCGAUUAUUACAUUUUUUUAUUUUAUGUUGUUUUUGUUUUCUCAUAUUGUUACGUACAUCAUCGUAUACAAUGUAAAGGGUUUUCUUCUCUCUUCUAAUUUUCCAGGCUUCCCA